This is a messenger RNA of Amyelois transitella, 7736 nucleotides long. RefSeq names its product polypyrimidine tract-binding protein 2 (gene heph). Lineage: Eukaryota; Metazoa; Arthropoda; Insecta; Lepidoptera; Pyralidae. The coding region runs from base 652 to 2319 and encodes 555 amino acids. Gene Ontology annotation, cellular component: nucleus. Gene Ontology annotation, biological process: mRNA processing; regulation of RNA splicing. The record is from RefSeq and is a predicted model, not a curated record. Gene Ontology annotation, molecular function: mRNA binding. The transcript has 19 exons.
CCGGCCUGGCGACUUGUGCUCCGUGCACGCCGCCACUUUCUCCACACUCUCGCGAGCCCUGCGCGUCGUUUCUCGCUUCUCCCGAUCGCUCAGUUUCCCGCUCCCUCGCGGCAACCCUGCCCUUUCCCGUUCCCGACACCGAGUUUCACAACUUUUCAACGCUCUUGGAACUUGUAAAGUUCCCGCGCUCUCGUCUUCGAGUUCAGCUCAGGCCGGAACCUCGACGUCGGUCGAGAUCGUAUCGGUGGUAGUCGGCGCGUGGACGUCGAGCACUCGCAGGUCGGCCGCGGAUGCGGUCGUAAGAGACGAGUGCGAGGCCUCAAGGAGGCCGCCGCCACGCUGUUCCCGCCGCAGCUUGGGUGCGUGUCCUACGUGACGCCGUGCGCCUGCUGCCCGCCGCUGAUCCUGCAGCACCCGCAUCCGCACCCGCUCCCGCUGCCCCUCACGUUGCCCAUCACUCUCCCUCUCCAAUCCAUUGACCCCCAAGUCGCUAAACACCAACGGCUGCUGCUCUCUAACAUGGUACGUGGGUGUUGUUAGAGAAAGUUCACGUAGAUUUCAUUCAUUUCUAACUGCGUGAGUGAAACUUCACUACUUGAGUGCAGCAACGGGCGUUACGUGGCGUCCGAAACGGUAAGCACCGUCCUGAACAUGCGAGACGCCCAUCAAAAUAGAGGCUCCGACGAGCUUCUUUCGCAGAGUGGCGUCACCGUCAUGGCGCCCGCCGCUCCGCACCACGCCGACAACAACAACCAAGAUUCUGCCGCUAAAAAGGUGAAACUGGAACAGAACGUGGGCAAGCCGUCCCGGGUGAUCCACAUACGGAAUAUCCCCAAUGAGACGACGGAGGCGGAGAUCAUCCAGCUGGGGCUGCCCUUCGGAAGGGUCACCAACGUGCUCGUGCUCAAAGGCAAAAAUCAGGCAUUCUUGGAAAUGGCAGAGGAGAUCUCGGCAGUGGCCAUGGUGGCGUACUUCGGCGGAUGCGUUGCCCAGCUGCGCGGGCGCGCCGUCUACGUCCAGUUCUCCAACCAUAAAGAGCUCAAGACAGACCAGACACACAGCAAUGCCUUGGCAAACAGGCAGGCUAAUGAUCCAAUGUCUGCGUCGGCGCAAGCGGCCCUGCAGGCCGCGCAGGCGAUCUCCAAUAGCGCAGGCGCAGCGUUGGUAGCUGGCGCCGCUGGCACGGCUCUGCAGCCAGCCAAUGGCGGCACGGAAAUACAGGGUGGUCCCAACACGGUGCUGCGUGUAAUCAUUGAGCACAUGCUAUACCCGAUAGUGCUCGAUGUGCUGUACUCAAUCUUCCAGCGGUAUGGCAAGGUGCUCAAGAUCGUCACGUUCACCAAGAACAACUCGUUCCAAGCCCUAAUCCAGUAUCCAGACACUGUAUCAGCGCAAACGGCAAAAACGGCUUUGGACGGACAGAACAUCUACAACGGUUGCUGCACGCUCCGCAUCGACUACUCAAAGAUGACCUGUCUGAACGUCAAAUACAACAAUGACAAGUCGCGAGACUACACAAACCCGACCCUGCCAUCAGGGGACGGCGACGCCCAUCAACUGUUGACCAGUGGAGGAGUUCUGGCGCCUCAGUUCAUAGGUCUGGGGUCCGGGCUGGCUUCCCCGUACGGCGUUGGUGUCAACAGCGUCGGCCUGCCAACCUUCGGGGCUCUCACACUGACCCCGACCUCCCCCGCUCUCCGCGCCCUCGCCGCACCCCCGCUGCCCCUUGCUACAGUGCUUUUGGUCUCCAACCUCAACGAAGAGAUGGUCACGCCUGACGCUCUCUUUACCCUUUUCGGCGUGUAUGGCGACGUGCAGCGGGUGAAGAUCCUGUACAACAAGAAGGAUUCAGCUCUCAUUCAGAUGGCGGAGCCGCACCAGGCCCAUCUAGCUAUGACCCACAUGGACAAGCUGCGAGUGUUCGGCAAGGCCAUGCGCGUGAUGCUGAGCAAGCACCAGACCGUGCAGCUGCCCAAGGAGGGGCAACCUGAUGCUGGACUCACCAGGGACUACUCGCAGAGCCCCCUCCACCGAUUCAAGAAGCCUGGCAGCAAAAACUACCAGAACAUUUACCCGCCAAGCGCGACAUUGCAUCUUUCGAACAUUCCAGCGACGGUCUCAGAAGAUGAUAUCAAGGACGCAUUCACCAAACGCGGAUUCACUAUCAAGGCGUUCAAGUUCUUCCCGAAGGACCGCAAAAUGGCGCUCGUUCAGCUGCCAUCUAUCGACGACGCUGUUGCAGCUCUCAUCAAGAUGCACAACUAUCAGCUGUCGGAGUCCAACCACCUCAGAGUGUCCUUCUCCAAGUCCAGCAUCUAAACGGAACGACCACAGACUACGGAAUAUCACACACUUUUUGCCAGUCUAACCAUUUCGAGACUCAGCCGCAACUCGUGCCUCUUAACUUGACUUUACUCUAAAAACGUUAUUUUUUAAAUAUGGUGCAUUCGGCCGAGUCCGACACUGGCUGGCGAUAACGUACCUCUCACAUUCGAGAAUUUUACUCGACUGAAAAGUAAAAUAUAAUCUGUAUUACGCUUACUCGGAUCACUAGAAAUUAAGUGCUACUCUAUUUUCUUAAUAAUACGUACGUUUAACUGUUACUGUACUGUACAUCCUAAUCUAAGGUAUCGUCAUGGAGGCAGCUAAGGCUUCACUUUAUAUUUUUACACUCUACUAAACGUACCUAUCUAUACUUACAACAGAGAGGGUUUCUUGUAUGUGUGAUAUUCAUUCCAUUCAUUAUUAUAAUUUAUAUUUUUAAACUCCAGUGAUGUCACUAUGGUUUCUUGAUUAAAUUCUAUUAUCAGAACAGUAUAUAUUCUGCAAUUAGAUUGCGCUAGAUUUAUUUACAUUUGGCAGCUUUAGUAACAUAUAUGUUCUGAUCGCAAUGUAAAACAUUGUCUCAGUUUCGCCCAUGUAUGGUGGUAUGGCCGACUAUGGCCAUACAUUAAAAUCAUUAUUAUCAGAUUGUUAAAAAAAUAUUUCUUUUCACAUAUAAUUUGCAGUUACAAGUCUAAAAUUAUAUUUUAUAAAUAUAUUUUAUUGUCUAUUUUAAUAUGCACAAUUUACUAUUAUUGCAUUUCCUUUUAAGUAUAAUAAUUAUAUAGUUUUGUACGCAUACACAUUUUUCUUAUUUUAUUAUUGCUGGAAUGUUACGUUUAGAAAUGUGUAUGUGUGUGCAAUAUUAGUUUUAGUAAUAAUUUGUAAUAAUAUAUUUUAGACGUCUUCUACGGCCGGCCAACGGCGCCUUAUAACUACUCUACGAUGCUUCCAAACUUGUUUCGUUGUUUAGAAGAAUAUCAUCUGUUUUAGUUUCUUCAAUUAGUUAGUGUAAUCACAACUCUUAUUAAUAGGCAUCUAGAUUUAUAUAUCACUGUUUUAACGUUACGUUCGGUGACAUAAUAGUGACAUGAUGCAUUUAUUUUGAUGUUAAUUUAUAUUAAUGGUAGCUAAAACAGAUUAUAAAUGCUCGUGCAUACAUUUCACUAAGCAGUUAAUUAUAGAAUAGUUAUUUAUUUUGUCUUGUGUCGAAGCGCCGUCGCCAGUGUGGAUAUCAUCACAAUGACGUAUUUUUUAGAAUAAUUUUCAGUAUAUUGUAUUAAGAUGUGUCCACAGUGUCGCGUUGAGUCGCGGAAUCGAAGUAUUGCGAGAUCUGAUCUGCUCUUACGUAUCAGCAGUAUUUACGCUAGGUCACAAUAACUACAUUGAAACAGUAUUUUAGUUAAAUAACUCCUUACUUCAUUUUGUAUAUAGACACCCUACGACUUCGAUGACUAAAGCUUUUCACGCUUCUUGGACUUUGCUGAGUUCUCAAUUGGUUUUCACACGUCUUUGCCUUCUUAAAUUAAUUAAAAUGCGUCUAGUCCAAUUCGAAAGAGAUUAAGUUUGUUGAUAAGUAAAUUUACGUAACGAAAAACUUUUUAUUCGUCUCGAUUCGUCUGAACUCUGUAGAAAAGCUUUUGUAAAAAUGUUUUUUAUAAAUUCGGUAAUAGAUUAUCCAAAUAUAAAACCUAUCUCUUAUUAGGACCAGUUUUAAGUGUUCAGUUACACGUCCAGUUUAUGUGAUUAGGCAAAGAAUGCGUGAAACAGAUACCUGAAUUAUGACGAGUUAAGAUAACAAGCGCCAUUCGCAGAAUGUCAAAAAUGAUCAUCAAUAAUUUUUUGUCGAAUGGAUAAUUAUUAUACAAUUGUAAAUCACAAAUAUUAAGUGGAAAGCAUUACAUAUCUUGACAAUGCCACUGUCGUUCGGUAAUUGUACUAGGUUAGAUUGAAGAUGAAUUAUAGAAUAUACAGAGUGGUUUGCAUGAAGGUAGGACUUUAACGCAUAAGGUGGCACAAACUUCGAAAUGGCUGAGUUGUCCACGAAAAGGAGCGAACGGCCAAGGCGGAAGGCUCAGGAUUUUCAUUGUCAGUUAUUCUAAAUAUAUCCCAUGAGCAGAAUACUGAUGGUCGAAAAUUUUAUUUCAUUUUAAUUACAUAUUAUAGCAAUUUUAAUUCAUUAUAAAAUCACAUAUUUACACUAUUUUAAAUGUAUAUUAUACAUGCAUCACUUACCGUAAUAAAUAUAGAGCUUAGUAAGUUGAUAAAACUGAAAAAUUAGAUUGUCAUUAUGAUGUAAGUUUAAUAGAAAAAUUAUUAUCAUACAAAUUGUAUUAAUCAGUACCUACAUAUGAUAAGGACAUAAAGUAGAUAUUUGGUUUAGAUAAUGUUAGGUGACCAGGGUGUGGUGAUAUUUUGCACGUUUUUGAAAAUGUUUUUCUGGUGCAGGUUUCUGUGCCUGUUCGAAAUAAUGUGAAAAUGGAAUGCGACUGGUGGAGGUUGUUGAGGAGAGAUCGGCGGUAACGCAUUUGUAAUUUUAAAAUAUUAUUAUGUAUUAAAUUAAAAAAACAAAAUCACAAAAAAGGAGAUUACAUAUCCACUGUAUUCAGCGAAGAACGCUACACACAUCCCGUUUCGUUUCUCCAAACGACGUUUUGCUCUUAAAGAAUUCUAAUGGAUCAUUUGCUUCUGCUCAAUCGUAGUCAUUGUAGUAAAUGUGUGUAGCGUUUUCAGGCCUAAACAUUUCUCAGUAAAAUUGGUAUUGACUAAUAGAUAAUUAUAGGGAUUUAUGUGUUUAGAGAAGUAUUUUAAAUAUUUAGAUAAUAAUGGUAAUAUUAUUAAAAAUAAUAAAUAGAUCAGUGUUUAGGACGAGAUGCCAAAUUUAAAGUCAAUACACAUUAUUUUAGGUAAAAGGUAAUUGAGGUAAUCUUAACAUUUAUUGAAAAGUUGAUAAAAAAUGUUACAGUUAAAUUAUAUUUGAGAGUUUUAUUAAGCGCAAUAUAUGCAAUUUUAUUCAUUAUAAGUGAACAUUGUUUCAAUUUGUUAGUUAAAGUUAUGCGUUGAGAAAAAGAUGUGAAAGUUGUUUUGAAUGUCUUCAUAUCAGUGUUUGGGAGUUGCGAUCGCUGCGCACGUACUAUACUGUUCAUAUCGGCCCGCCGCGCUGAGCGCGGCGCCCUCUUGCGUUUCACCGACAUAUCUGUGCGGAGUGCAUAUCAUCCUGAAUAUGCUUAUUUUAUUGCGCUUUAUAAUAUUUAUCUCUUAUAUUAAGCUGUACUUGAUAUUUAAUAUUUCAAAAAAAAAGUGAAUAACGGCCAACAUAUCACUAAAUAGACUUUGGCUAAGGCGCAUGUAACGUAUAGUUUUAUUCCUUAAUCCCAGUUUUAUUGCCCGACUUCGUUUAUCGUUAUGGCCACUGCUGUUUUAUUAUUUCAAUGUUGUUUGAGAUGUCAUUUCUAUUUUCUGAUUUUAAUGUUAAGUCUUUUGUGUGGUUAAUUUCAUCCUUAUUUUUAAUUUCAUAAUUAAACUAUUAUUAUCAUUGAUAACUUUUUGUUCUUUAUUUUCCUCCCUUCCCAUUCUACCUCCGUUCCUUUAUUUUCUAACAAACUUGAUACCAAUUGUCUAAAGUACGACAGCGGUGCAUAGAUAGAGAUACCUUUAUAAUCCGUGAUGUAAUAAUUUAUUUCAGGUUUAUGUUUUAUGCUUCACAUUAUAUUGUAUCAAAAUUAUAUAUUAAUAAUAAGUCAUUCAUGCUCGUAACCGAUUUUAAUUUAGUCCAAACCAAACCUUUUAACCAAUAUUCAAAGAGAUGAAAACUAUGUAUUUGUAAAUAAAACUUAUAAAUCUUAAAGGGGAUCAAUAUAAUGAAAUGAUGUACGUUAGUACACAAUUGGUAUUCUAGACAUAUUCGUACUAUAGAACUUUGUCUUUACGUGGUCUUCUACCACAAAUAUAUAUAUUUUGCAAAAAUUUAUGUUCUGCGCUUCGGAAUUCUAUAAUCUUCUUCUGUUGGUUUCAAGUCUGAUCAUGCAAGAAUUUAGAGAAGUUGUUUUGUUAAGGGAGUAAGGGACUUUACAUUGCCAAUGAUACGUUUUAUAUUAUUAUCAAGUGGAAUAAUACACACAGGGUAUAAUGUGAAUAAAUAUUGAAGCAGCUUCGACAUUCGAUUGUCGGGCGAUUGUUGGAUAUCCGUGCCACGUCCCUUAUUCCUGUUGCGUGGAAAGAACUGAACCAUUCCGGUCGUUGAUCUAGUAAAGAAUUUAUGUCUAACUGCCAAUUGAUAGGCUCAAUAUUGAUAUCUUACCAUAGUACCUACUAGCGAAGUACCGCAAACAUACCCACCGUAUAAAUACCGAUAAAAGAAUAUUAAAAUUAUCUUUAUAAUCAAAAUUUACCAGAUGCUAAUAAGUAUGCCUACAAAAUGGCAGUUAUUCUAAUGUUAUUUGAAUCUGCGGAUGUAAAUGUAAAUAGAUAAUAUACACAACUAUGUUAAAAUUACAAAUUAAAUGAUUAGUAUCUAUAGUAAAGAUUAACAUAAUCAUUACUUUAAGACAACUAGCUUAUAUCCUAUCUUAAUUUCAGUAGGCGCUCUAGUGUUAACACCUGUCGAGGUGAAUCUUCCUAAGAAUAUUAUCGAACUACCCUUUAUUAUUUAAAUUUACUUCAAAAUUGUGUCUGUUUUGUUGUUCACUAAAGGAUAAAAUAAUGGUGUGCAAAUUAAAGGGUUGUGUGUAAAGUUAAAAUAGUUAAAUAGAUUUAAACAAUCGUUCGUGUAACGAAGUUAUCUCAUUUUCUUGUGAAGCACAUCAACUUUGUUGCUAUCGUAGCGUGAAUUACUAUCCUAUAAAUUGAACCAUGUCAAUAUUUUAGUAUUAUUGUAUCAUGAAUCAAUAUGCCAAAGACCAAUUAUUAGGACGUUGUAACAGGGAUCUUAAUAAUUUCCAUUUUGUCUUAUCUAACUUUAAAACACAUUUGCAAGAGAAACGUUGAGAGCUUUAACAGGCGUAUUUAAAGAGAAAGUGUAUUUUGGCGAUUGUUAAUUUAAUUUUGUGAAUGCCGAUGGUCCUUGUCAAAAAAGAAAGAUUGGAACUUGACUACGUAUAACUUAAUUAUAGACCUACCCACUGUUUUAAGCCGAAACUACUAUAUAUACAUAGCAAUAAUGUAGUUAAGACGGUGUCAUGAUACAAAAUGUGGUGUUAAAAAUAACAAACACAGAAGUCUCAGGUUGUAUUGAAUUACCUAAGUAACGUAGGUACUUAAAUAGAGGGUAGGUAAUUUAUCUUUAACGCAGUCAAUCCACUUGGUCAUUGGCAGAGACUACGCGGAUACUAUAUCUACAUACAAGCAGUCAUAUAAAUUAUAAAUAUAUACACUAUUAAUAUUUAAGUGACUACCCUAUUGAACUCUAGAUUUAU